AUGGAUGAAGAGCCUUCACGCAAAUAGGAUUAGAAAAUUUCAGCAAAUAAACCCGCAACCCAAUCUCGGGCUGACGUUACCUCCAGAGGCUUGGACUUCUCGUUUGCGACCGCGAGGUCAUCAUUCACCAACUUAUUGGCCCCACGGCUGCUGCCUUGCAAUGCAAAUACCCUUGUAGAUCUAAACUUGCGCCAUGCUCAAUAUUUUAGGGCCUUACCCAACUCCAAAGCGCCCACCUCCCUUCGCAAUCAAUGGAGCCUGACACCGAAAUCCAAUUCGAGUUCUUCCCUUUCAUCCGCCAGUACAAGAGCGGCCGCACUGAACGCUUCUUUCCCAUCGACAAAGUUCCUUCCGCCGUUGACCCCGUCACCGGCGUCAGCUCCAAAGACGUCGUCACCGACCCCGACACCGGCAUCUCCGCCCGCCUCUACCUCCCCAAUCUCCCCCACACCCCUCCGAAAAAGCUUCCAGUCUUCGUCUACUUCCACGGCGGAGGCUUCGUCAUCGGCUCCGCCUUCAGCCCCACCACCCACGCGUACCUCAACUCCCUCGUAGCCCGAGUCAACGUCAUCGCUGUCUCGGUGGAAUACCGCCUGGCCCCCGAGCACCCGCUUCCCACAGCCUACAACGACUCCUGGGCGGCGCUGAAAUGGAUGGCCUCCCACGCCCUUGGCGGCGGCGCCGAUGCUUGGCUGGCCGAGCAUGGAGACUUCCAACACGUCUAUUUGGCAGGCUGCAGUGCGGGGGCCAACAUAGCCCACCACAUGGCGGUGCGCGCCGGGGCGGCGGAGCUCGGAGCUGGGGUGAGGAUAGAAGGGGUGAUAUUGGUCCAUCCCUACUUCUGGGGGAAACGAUCAUUCGAUGCAGAGAUCGUGGAUAUGGAAGUAAAGAAGAGGGCGGAUGGGUUCUGGAAAUUGAUUUGCCCCGGGACAGUGGGGCUGGACGACCCGCUGAUUAACCCGCUGGCGGAGGCGGCGCCGAGCUUGAAGGGAUUGGCGUGCGAGCGCGUGCUGGUUUGUGUCGCGAAGUUUGAUGUGUUGAGGGAGAGCGGGAGGGAGUACUACGAGGAGUUGAAGGGAAGCGGAUGGGGAGGGGAGGUGGAGUUGUUUGAGUCUGAGGGAGAUCAUGCGUUCCACUCCAAGAAGCCCGACUCUGAGAAAGCCUUGGAGUUGAUGGAGCGUGUCGUUGAGUUUGCAAAUAGCAAUUGAAGGCUCUUUGGAAUUGUGGAUGCUGGAAAGACCUUUUUUUUUUUGCCUUUUUUUCUGCCUUUCUUCCUGAAAUCCUCGUGAUCAAUUAGAGCUCCAAAGCAAUGGUUCUUGUUUCUACCCUUCUUCCCAUCAGAAAAAUUUUUUUGACAGAUUUCAUGUUAUGUUAGUCUAUAUGUGUCAUUUUGCUUCGUAAUGUUUUACUUUUUCAGUAAAUUUUAUCAAUGUAGGAAGUGUUCCCUCGCUAUUGUCGUGUUUAUUUUGUUUA
Molecule: messenger RNA, 1473 nt
Organism: Phoenix dactylifera (date palm)
Lineage: Eukaryota; Viridiplantae; Streptophyta; Magnoliopsida; Arecales; Arecaceae
Source: RefSeq, a predicted model, not a curated record